This is a messenger RNA of Batrachochytrium dendrobatidis JAM81, 3033 nucleotides long. RefSeq lists its product as uncharacterized. The coding region runs from base 1 to 3033 and encodes 1010 amino acids. Lineage: Eukaryota; Fungi; Chytridiomycota; Chytridiomycetes; Rhizophydiales. The record is from RefSeq and is a predicted model, not a curated record. The transcript is spliced from 2 exons.
AUGGUCAAUACACGUACAACACCAUCUAAAGUCAAUCCCAUAAAGGACUCAUCAUUCAUAUCUACAGCAACACCCAAGAAACCACGUACCCCAAAUCAUACAUCUAUACAAAAACCACCCAUAGAAUCAAAACCAAAAAAGUCCAAAUCCAAACCCAAGAAACAGAAAAGGAAAAAGAAUGAUCCCAUAAAUGAUACUGUCUCGGCAUCAGAGCUGUCUAAUCCAGCCAGACACGAUAGGCUCACAGUCACUUUGGUUCCCUCGAGUGCAAUCAGCAAAAAUCGCCUUAAAAAACCAAAAGCUACUACUAAAACCGAUACAGAUUCUUUACCAGACCUAAAGUUGUCCAGCAACUAUAGCGACAAUGACAAAGAUUUUGACGAGCAAAGCAUCGAGUUGAUCAAGAAUUACACAAUCAGUAAAUCGGGUAGUGCAAGACGUAAACCGAAAAGUCGACCAGUGACAACUGGGGACAAUGAGAAAUAUCAAACUGUGCCCUGGGCAGAUGACUUGGGUCCAUAUUAUGGUGGUGGAAGUGAUCAAACGGAUCUGUUUGCAGAUGAGAUUGAAUCGGAUGCAUCUUCGGAGUAUCAUUUUAACAAUUCAUGCAGCGAUUCCUCAGUUGCUGCUCUAGCAUUGUCCAAGACGGAUCUAGAUAUUACAGUAAAUAAUGUAGCUGAAUACGCGGAGCAGUGGGUGCCCAUUAAUGAUUCUGUAUCUAAUUCCAAGCUAAAUCUAAAUGAUGAGUGCACAAAAUCAACCACCGAGUUGGGGAUACCAUCACAAGUCACAUUUACAGAUCAAGUUGAUGUAAUAACGCUCAAUAAUGAAAACACUACUGACGCAUCUGAAAUCGGGGUAGAAUCACACAGACAAGAAAUAGCUGAAAGUAUCCCUACGGCAACUCUACCAAAACUCAAGACACAUAAACUUAAGCUUGUCAUGUACCCAUUAGCACCACCGCGACCAAGGGCACCACCAUUAGCUCAUCAUGAACAGUUUACGGAUAUUGGAGUUGAAACGUUGGACAGCACAGCAUUUACUCGUCUUAGUACUCCAUUUGUUCGUAAUGUUUGGAGAUGUAGAAAAACUGAUGCGUUUCAACAUGAUACUACACGUCCAUUGACCGCAAUCCUUCCACAACAGCCAGAUUCAAUUUCAAAUCCACCCAAGGAGCUCAAUCAAAUAGAUAUCCAGCUACUUAAAUUAAACACUUUAAACAAGAAAGUUGCAUCAAUUCAAUCAGAUCCAACAACCUCGACUUCCAACACAAAUUUUCAUAAUCACCCUCGAGGCAAAAAACAAAACAGUACUUGUCAAAAACGUGUGCUCAAAUUGCGUGUAACAUCGGCAUUUUCACGACUUCCUUUAGCCAAAACAAGUCGAAUGUCUCAAUUGCAACUUGAUUUGCUUAAUCAAGAAACAAAAAGAAUUAAACCUAACCGAUCAGCUGUUAAACCUAAUCGAUCUGGUGCAGCUUUGUUGAAUUUGGCACGCAGUUUCAAUGUGAAUAACUUGAAUGAAAGGGCUUCGCGAAUUAUACAUGCAUCAAAACAGAAUACAUAUCCAGUUGAAUGUGUUGAUUCCAUUAAAGACAGGUUGGAUAAAGAUGGACAUAAUGACAGUGAAAAGCCAGCCAUAACUUUAAACGUUGUAGCAGAUCCAUUGGCUGAAUCAUUCAACACACAUCGCGCUAGAGAGCAUACUAAAAUAACUGUUGCUCCAAAUCAAACCCAUCAUGCCACACACCAUACUCCAUACAUUCUAGGACAGAUUAAUGUUUCUAAAGAUAGACCAAAAACAUCGAUAGUAACUAAUCUAAAAACUCAGUGUUUGAGGGGGAAUCAAAGUAUAGUAUUGUCAGAUCAAACCAACAGUGCAGAACUAAAAGAAGCCACUUUUUGUAAAUCUAAACGACCAACUACUCGAAACCUCUAUGAGGAUCAACCAAAAAAUCACAUUCUCCCACCAGCUGUACAUUUUCAGGAACUACUAUUGACUGUCAAUCAACCACCAACCAAGUCUACUUUUGCUAAUGCCACGUUUGAAAAAUUGACGGACAGGCUAAAGAGUUCAUAUCAGCAGGACUGUAGUACAUGUGAACAUUGUAAUAGGCAGAGAAAUGUAGCAGAUAAGCAUAAAAUCAAUCAGCCCAAAUGUUCUAUAAAACCCUUGGAGAUUGCAAUCGAGUUGUCACCUGCUCGCAUACCAUCUCAUAUUUUGACUUUUGAGCGCAAUCAAGGUUUACGAUUGCCUUCUUCGAGUGCACUCCCAUUUCUUACUCAAAAUGAUGUUUUGACAAAAAGAUUGCCAGAUGAUGGCUCAGUAGUUCCCAUUUGCGCAACUCAUGCUCGUGUCCUGCAAUCUCGUCAAAAAAAAAGAUCAUUGGAGAUUGUUUGGACAACAGCAGGUACCAAAAACAAGUCUAAAUCACGACAAAACACACAAGCAGACUUAUCUUCUGGCAACCCUAUACCACCAGAAGUUUUGGCUAGCGUUGUUUCGCAACGGAUAUCCAACUAUAUUCUCAUGACACAACAACAUCGACGGGAAAUGCAGGCUGAACGACAAACCAGUGGACGAUUGAAAGAAUUGUCAAUACUGCCUCAGUCUCACUUUCCAAAAAUAUCUAAUACAACGAACCAUACAACUGAAUCAGGCAAUGAUACACGUCAACACAGUAAAUCUGCAGAAAAUCUACAAACCAAUUUAGAUUCAGCCAUGAGCACCUUUGUCCAUUUUAGUCAUAGAGCCACCAGCUAUCCAUUACUUGGUAAAUCGAUUAAAAGCAAGAAUACCGACAUUGAUACGCUUUGUCAAUCCAACAUAAUAUAUAAACAUUCCCAUCCGAUUACCAAAACCACACACCCAAAGACUCCACCUCAAAUGGAUCAAAAACACGCUAAUACGACUAUGCUAACAAAUAGUUUAUUGAUAGACCCAAGUACCAAUAGCUCGGAUGAUAUUUUUGAUACCAAACAGUUGAAUUGUGCAACUCCCAGUCCAUGGAAUUAUAUAUUGAAUAAUGGCUAG